This is a messenger RNA of Arachis ipaensis, 3226 nucleotides long. RefSeq names its product MLO-like protein 11. Gene Ontology annotation, biological process: defense response. Lineage: Eukaryota; Viridiplantae; Streptophyta; Magnoliopsida; Fabales; Fabaceae. The record is from RefSeq and is a predicted model, not a curated record. Gene Ontology annotation, cellular component: membrane.
GUACAUUACAUAGUUUUGCAAUUGAGUUGGCAGGGAGAGAGACAACUGUGGCCCAGUGAAGAAGCAGAGAGAAAGGAAGAUUCAUGUUACUGACAUUGCAUUCCGCAUUGCCAUUGCAGCUGUAAUACACGCGCUUUGCUUUCCCCCUUUCAUUUUGGAAUCUUAAAUGUUGUUUUUUCCGUUGAACUCAUUCAUUGUACUUUAGUUGUUAUUAGGUUCCAUUGUGUGAGUUUCCUAGGUUCCUGACACUGUUUUAAGGUGGUGGGGUGUUUGAUGUUGGAAUAAAGCUGUGACCUUUCCACUAUGAUUUGAGGAUGUUCCCUGACUCAUCUUGCCACUGUUGCUGAACCAUGACAAAAAGGGUAGCAUCUUUUUUCUGAGAUACAGAAAUAGUAUUCCAUGUGUUUGAUGAAAUGUAAUAGUCUUAAAGGAGCUUCCUUGAAGAAAGAAGGAGAAGAAAAUAAUCCUCCUUUUGUUGUUUUUCUUCUUUUGAAGUGAUUGGAUUGGUGGAAAACUAAAACAGGCCAAAAGGGUUUCCUUAUUUCACCUUGUGUGUGGGGUUCUAAAUUUGCUUUUUUAGACUCUUGAAUUUAUGUGGAGUGAAGAACCACUAAAGUUCCUUUGGGGGUGCUUUGCCUUGAUUCUCUUUGUUGGCCAUUGCCCUUGGUCAAACGUGGUAGACUGGUAGUUAAGGGUAUCUUAUAUAAUCUGUGUUGGAGACAUUAGAAAUAACAGGAUCUUCCUUCUUUGUUACAUCUAAAUUAGGGAUCAAGCUAACUAGCUGCUGAUCAAAGACAGAACCAAUUAGGAUUUCUAUUUGUGGGAUUCAGUAUUAUCCCACUUAAGUUAUAGUUUGAUUAAGCACUGAAUGUUUGUACAAUUUGCAUAGUUGAUCUUCAAUGAGACCUUUAAAUUUAAGUCAGUAAAGUCUGAAUAGGUUGGCCUGAGGUUUUUUAAGGCAUAGUCAUAUUUGAGGUUUGGUCUGUAAAUUUGGUUACUUCAAUAUGUCGGAUAGUGUGCAAGAAGCGCGGUCGCUUGCCUUGACUCCUACAUGGUCUGUUGCCACUGUGUUGACCAUCUUUGUUGCUGUCUCUUUGCUUGUGGAGCGCUCCAUUCACCGAUUAAGCAAUUGGUUGCGGAAAACUAAUCGAAAACCAUUGCUUGCUGCUUUGGAGAAGAUGAAAGAAGAGUUGAUGUUGCUUGGAUUCAUAUCACUCCUACUAACAGCUACCUCAAGAAUUAUAGCCAAUAUUUGCCUUCCAUCAAAGUUCUACAACAGUGCUUUUGCUCCAUGCACAAGAUCUGAGAUCGAUGAAGAAAUGGAAGAUAAUGGCUCCGAAGGACGUAAAUUAUUGAUGGCUUUUGCUUAUCCAAGCUUAACUCGGAGGAUGCUGAAUGGCAUGAAUAGAAGCUCCUGCAAAGAGGGUUAUGAACCAUUUGUGUCAUAUGAAGGUCUAGAGCAAUUGCACCGGUUUAUUUUUGUCAUGGCAAUAACACAUAUAUCUUACAGUUGCCUGACGAUGUUGUUAGCAAUUGUGAAGAUUCAUAGUUGGAGAGUGUGGGAGGAUGAGGCUCAUAUGGAUCAGCAUGGAUCUUUGGCAGUAAUCACGAGAGAGUUGACAAUGCGAAGACAAUCGUCCUUUGUCAAGGUUCAUACAUCAAAUCCAAUGGCCAGAAAUAGUUUCCUCGUUUGGGUGACAUGUUUUUUCCGACAAUUCGGCCAUUCGGUGGUUCGUGCUGACUACCUUACACUUCGUAAAGGAUUUAUCUUGAAUCACAACCUCACAUUAAAAUAUGAUUUUCACAGCUAUAUGGUUCGAUCUAUGGAAGAGGAAUUCCAAAGGAUAGUUGGUGUGAGUGGCUUACUCUGGGGAUUUGUUGUUGCUUUCAUGCUUUUCAACAUUAAAGGAUCAAAUCUCUAUUUCUGGAUAGCUAUCAUUCCUGUCUCGCUUGUUCUUUUGGUGGGAACAAAGCUCCAGCAUGUUAUUGCAACGUUGGCAUUGGAGAAUGCCGGAAUCACUGGUUACUUCUCGGGAUCAAAGUUGAGGCCUCGCGACGAACUUUUCUGGUUCAAUAAGCCUGAACUAUUGCUAUCCUUGAUCCACUUCAUUCUCUUCCAAAAUGCGUUUGAAUUGGCUUCGUUCUUUUGGUUCUGGUGGCAGUUUGGUUAUAAUUCCUGCUUUAUCAGGAAUCACAUGCUUGUGUACUUAAGGCUAAUCUUAGGGUUUGCAGGACAGUUUCUCUGCAGUUACAGUACCUUGCCACUAUAUGCGCUCGUUACACAGAUGGGAACAAACUAUAAGGCUGCAUUGAUUCCACAGAGGAUAAGGGAGACAAUCCAUGGAUGGGGCAAGGCAGCUAGGAGAAAGAGAAGGCAUGGUAUGUUCGCCGAUGAUUCCACCAUUCACACGGACACGAGCACUGUACUAUCUCUCGAAGAAGACGAUAGAAUGGUUGAUAUCCCUGAAACUGGUACUGACCAUGUCACUGGAACUGAAGUAGAAUUACAACCCGUAGCAGCUGCUACGGCUACUCCUUCGCCGCCAGCUGCAAAUGAAGCUUCAAGUAGGGCUGCCACACCACUCCUUCGACCAUCGGCUUCAAUAUCUUCGUCGGGACCAUUCAGUUUGAGAGCAGAAUCUAUUCCAAGAUGUUCUUCUAUGCCAAUGCCAAGUGGAAGGUAAUGAGCAAUGAAUGAAAGGAAAAAAUAGCAGCAGCAAAGAAUAGUAAACGGGUACAUUAAUAAAAAUGGCUUUGUUGUAUAAUUCAGAAGCUAAAUUAUAAGGUGAUUACUUUUGGUUACAACAAAAAAAUGCAAUUUAGAGGGUUAGGUAUCAGGUCUCUUUUGGUUACAAACGGUUUUGCUAAUCCUUGUGCUAAGGGCAUUGGCUAAAGAAUCUAGAGUAUAAUACUUUUGAAGGAAAAAUAAAUUUCCUAGAAGUUUCAAAUGUGUUAAUUGCCUUAGAAAUUUUAAGAAAACUUACCCUUUAUUUUUUAGUCUCUGCCCUUAGAGCAAUUCUUUCCAAAACCUUUUACCAUUUACUAAUUUUGUGUGGGACAAAUGUAGAAUGGGAAAGAUUUGUGCUGUUGAUGAUGCCAUGUUGCGACUUUGUGGAGUAUAUGGACCAAGUAUAUUUGUAUAUUUAACCCUUUUUAUUAUGUUUUGAAAGAAUGUAUAUUAAGCUUUAAUAGAACUACAAAAUGGGAGGAAGCAAUCUUGAGAUUA